UGCGCAGUGCGCGAGCCCCGGCGGCGGGCGGCGGAGUCUGGGCGGAGCCGAGCGGCGGGACGGAGCAUUGUGCGUGCGGCGCAGCCAGCCGGGCCGGGCCGAGCUCCGCAUUCUCCGCAGCCGCCGCCGCCCCGUCCCCAGCAGCAUGUCGGGCCGGUCGGUGCGGGCCGAGACCCGCAGCCGGGCCAAGGAUGACAUCAAGCGGGUGAUGGCGGCCAUCGAGAAAGUGCGCAAAUGGGAGAAGAAAUGGGUGACAGUUGGCGACACAUCCCUCAGAAUUUACAAAUGGGUACCAGUAACAGAGCCCAAAGUUGAUGAUAUCUCAAAGUUCUUUACAAAGAAAAACAAAAAUAAGAAAAAAGGCAAAGAUGAAAAAUGUGGCUCUGAAGUGACCACUCCAGAGAAUAGCUCUUCUCCAGGGAUGAUGGACAUGCAUGAUGACAAUAGCAACCAGAGUUCAAUAGCUGACGCUUCUCCAAUAAAACAGGAGAACAGUAGCAACUCAAGUCCAGCACCUGAGCAGAACUCAGCAACACAAGCAGAUGGCACUGAAGUAAAGUCUGAUGAAACUCAAGCAGACGCAAAGGAACAACCUGGUUCAGAAGAUACUUCUGAUGAACAGAAUUCACAGUCUUCAAUGGAAAAUUCCAUGAAUAGUUCAGAGAAAGCAGAAAUUCAAUCCUCUGGAGAAAAUGAUAUAACUACAGAGGCAUCUAAAAACUCUCAGGACUCUGAAGGAGUGCCACCUUCUAAAAAGAUGAAAGUAGAGGCUUCCCAACAAAAUGUUGAAGAGAUUUAGACUAUAGAUUUUCCUGAUCAGUUUUUAUGUAAGGUACAUCAGUGGGCUUAAUCAUAGAACAACUUUACUUAAGCAUCUUCUCUUGGAUGAGGACAGAACUCCUAACUUUUCAAGUUACCAAGCAAAAAUCCAAGAAAACCUAGCAAAGGUUUAACUUCUCAGACACUGAAAACUUUUUCCUGUGAAACAAACAUUGAGAACUUUUAAGUUACUGUCUCUGAAAUGGUUGGAGUAAACAACUCAGGAGGGGUCUACGCACUGUUUCUAAAGUCAAAAUUACAAUUAUGUUGCUGCUGGUUUUUUUUGUUUGUUUGUUUGUUUCCAUUUCUCUAUUUAACAAUGUAAGAUAUUUAAGGAUGGUACAGGUCAGGUAUUAGCUUUCAUGUGAAGUUCAUUGUUCUGGCGUGAUGUCUGCUUUUGUUUUGUGCCUUGUGUUCUGAAAACAGUGCUAAUUUUUAAAGUUGUUUUGCAGCUGUCUCCUUUGCAAAGUGGCCUAUGUUUGUAUAAUGCCAUGUAGUAAGUUUUCUGUUUUUUAAUUUUUUAAUUUUAAAUCCCUGGUGCUUAAAACUUAACAAAUAGAGAUAAAAUUGAUCUGGAAGCCAUUUUCACACUUGGAGUCCAAGGAGACAAAGAAGCAUCAUUUUAUUUUUCUGCAACUACAGUGGAGACCUUUUAUUGAAUGCCCAGCAUUCGCAAACUGUAAAUCUGGUCUUUUAAACUAUUCUUAACUUCAUCGGAAGUUAAUAUGAUUUAUUUACCAUUUAUAUUCCAGAUCUGAAUAAAUUUAAUAGAAGUAAAGUAGAUUAAGUAAUAGGUCCAGAUCUCUGUACUGGGUACAGUAAUUGUUUUAUUAAAAAGUUCCACUAUAAAGAUAGGAUCAAAGGGAUUGAUGUGCAGCAUAUGAUUUAUUCUGAUAUCAGGUUUUCACUGAACUGGAUUUCAUUGUACUGUUCUUAAAUAAGAUGUUUACUGAUAUAUUCCAGGCUAUACUGUAUUUGGGAUUUUUUUAAACUUUCAGCUUGUCUUUGUAAAUAAGUCUUAUUUCCAUAAUCUCUACAUUACUGAUAGAAAUUAUCCUUUCUUUUCAAUUAUGUUGAUGCAUGCUUAUGCUAGGCUUGUUUGAGAGGCUCUGAGCACGUGUAACUCCCUUCAAGUCAAUGGCAUUUAGAGGUGCAGAGUAUCUACAUGGAUCGGGCCUUUUAGGGCCUGAUAUUGCAAUGGGUUUAUUACUUCCAGGGAGGUGCCAAGCCCCUUCAAAACCACGUCAUGUCCAUGGUAACUACUUGUGUGACUAAGGAAUAUUCACAUGAGGUGUUAUUCAAAUGUUGCUGGAUUGGGCCUUAAUCUUCAUUCGCUCUCAGAGGGAGAUGGGUCUUGUAAUUUAAAACAAGAUCCCACAUCUCCAAAAAAUUGUGCAGCGUGUGUAAUCUGAGAUCUGUAAAUAUUUUUUAAAAUGAUAAAUCUUCCUGUCCACACAUUUUCAUAAUUAGCUCUUUGUAAACUUGCUUAUUUCUGAAUUCUCCAAUGGUGAAAAUGGCUUGAGCUUUGACUACUACAUUGCAUUUGCAAUUACCACCUUAAUUAUGAAGAACAAUUGGGAGUAGGAGAGGAGUGAGGAGCCAAUGCUGACCUUCCGUAAAAUGUCUGUUGGAUUAAACUCCAAAGUGACUUGCUAUGCUCAGAUUGGGAACUUUUCCUUUUAUGUUGAAAUAAACUUUUUUGGAUCUCAACUAAAUAAAA
Molecule: messenger RNA, 2539 nt
Organism: Chrysemys picta bellii (western painted turtle)
Lineage: Eukaryota; Metazoa; Chordata; Testudines; Emydidae
Gene: BCL7A
Product: BAF chromatin remodeling complex subunit BCL7A
Source: RefSeq, a predicted model, not a curated record